UAUUUAACCCUUCAAAAGUCCAGCCGCCCUUCUCACACUCUCAAACUCCCUCGCGUUGCCGUCGCAUACCCGCCGCCGGAGUUGAUAGGAUGUCGAGUCGGCCUGAAUUGCAAGCCCCGCCGGAGAUUUUCUACGACGACGUAGAAGCUCGAAAAUACACUUCCUCAUCUCGUAUUGCUGAAAUACAGACAAAGCUCUCUGAGAGAGCACUGGAACUUCUGGCUUUGCCCGAUGAUGGAGUCCCAAGGUUGCUCCUUGAUAUCGGUUGUGGAUCAGGGCUUAGUGGGGAGACAAUAACUGAGAAUGGUCACCAAUGGAUUGGUUUAGAUAUUUCUGAAUCAAUGCUUAAUGUUGCUUUGCAAAAUGAGGUUGAAGGAGAUUUGUUACUUGGUGAUAUGGGUCAGGGCUUAGGACUUCGACCUGGAGUUAUCGAUGGAGCUAUUAGUAUCUCUGCUGUUCAGUGGUUAUGCAAUGCUGACAAGUCCUCUCACGAGCCAAGAUUGAGAUUAAAGGCUUUUUUCGGAUCAUUAUAUAGAUGCUUAGCAAGGGGAGCUAGAGCAGUGCUCCAAGUAUAUCCUGAAAAUAUAGCCCAACGUGAGCUAAUUUUGAGUUACGCAAUGCGCUCUGGAUUUGCUGGUGGCGUGGUUGUCGAUUACCCGCAUAGUACCAAGAAGAGAAAAGAAUACCUUGUCCUCACUUGUGGCCCACCGUCUGUCAGCUCUGCGGUUCCCAGUGGAAAAGGUGAAGACGGAGAGAGUUGUUCUGAUGAUGAGAGCAGUGGAGAUGAAGAAAAUCAGACGGUUUGCAUUUCGGACAGGCAUAGACCUCGGAAAAAGCAGAAAGUAAACAAGAAAGGCAAGGGCAGAGAAUGGGUGUUGAGGAAGAAGGACCAGAUGAGAAGGAAAGGGAAUGUUGUGCCCCCUGACACGAAGUACACUGCUCGAAAACGGAAAGCUCGUUUCUAACCAGCUACGAUAUUAUAGAUCUGAAAGUUUUGGGAUGAACUAGUUUUACUUAUUUCAUGGUUUAUUAUCACUUUGAAAAUCAUAGUUAACUACUCUAAUGGUGAUUUAAGGUUUUGGUUCUUGUAUCAAUACAUACACAUCUCUGUAUUUUGGUUUUAAGAAAAUAUUGAUAUAUAUAUGUGGAUGUGUUUAUGGUUC
Molecule: messenger RNA, 1163 nt
Organism: Gossypium raimondii (Peruvian cotton)
Lineage: Eukaryota; Viridiplantae; Streptophyta; Magnoliopsida; Malvales; Malvaceae
Product: 18S rRNA (guanine-N(7))-methyltransferase RID2
Exons: 9
Coding region: 90-965 (291 amino acids)
Biological process (GO): rRNA (guanine-N7)-methylation
Cellular component (GO): nucleolus
Molecular function (GO): rRNA (guanine) methyltransferase activity
Source: RefSeq, a predicted model, not a curated record